Messenger RNA from Phodopus roborovskii (desert hamster), 1794 nucleotides. It is a transcript of the gene Spata18, whose product is annotated as spermatogenesis associated 18. The coding region runs from base 25 to 1650 and encodes 541 amino acids. The transcript has 13 exons. NCBI's taxonomy places the organism in Eukaryota, Metazoa, Chordata, Mammalia, Rodentia, Cricetidae. Gene Ontology annotation, biological process: mitophagy by internal vacuole formation; mitochondrial protein catabolic process. Gene Ontology annotation, cellular component: mitochondrial outer membrane. The record is from RefSeq and is a predicted model, not a curated record.
GUCGGACGCGCAGAAGAGCGCGCGAUGGCAGACAACGUGAAGAGGCUGGCCAGAAGCGAAUCUUUUCAAGCACUGCAGGAAAAAGUCUCCUUCUGGGAGAAGGACUACAACACAAAUUCCUGUGAUGAAAAUCUAAAUUAUUGCAUCGGACUCAUCGAACAAGUUGCCAAAGUACAGGCACAACUCUUUGGGAUCCUCACAGUGACAGCCCAAGAAGGAGGACAUAAUGAGGGUGUGGAAACAAUCAAGAGCCGCCUUUUGCCUUUGCUGGAGACUUCUUUCAGUUCUGUAAACGUGUUAAAACAUAUGGAGAACAAGGACUCCUCUAUGCAGGACACGUAUAAUAGAAAUAAAAACAAAGACACUGGUUUUCGGGAUCAGGACCAACAGCUAGUAGACAAUGAAUCCAGCCCAGACAGUCAACAAAACCAGGUUCAAGACGAUCUGGAUGACACUGGAAAGAAUCUUGAAGGAGCCAAGAACAGAUCAACCAUAUCCCUCAUGGCUGCAGAGGAGGAGAUAAAUCAGCUAAAAAAGCAGCUUAAGUCUCUUCAAGCCCAGGAAGAUGCCCGCCACAGAAACUUAGAGAGUCGGCGCUCUGAGGCGGCUUCAAAAUCUGAUCGUCGAGCUGGGAGCAAAAGGACCCCAGACAUGCGGGGCCCAGAAUCACGGGGCUUAGACUCACGGAACCAAGAGGUGAUAUCCGACUAUGAGAAACAUCUCCAAAACCUGAAGGAUGAGAUAGCUGUCUUGUCUGCUGAAAAAUCCGGCCUCCAAGGAAGGUCAGCCAGGAGCCGGUCUCCUAGCCCUACCUGCCGGAGCCGCAGCCGCAGCCGGAGCCACAGCAGGUCCAACAGCCCCUGCACCGCAGUAGCUAAAGUCAGAAGCCCGUCCCCAAACCGGUCCAAAAUGUCCAGCGUGGCUCGCAAAGCUGCUCUCCUGUCCCGAUUCAGCGACGCCUAUUCCCAGGCCCGUCUGGACGCCCAGUGCUUGCUGCGCCGUUGCAUCGACAGGGCUGAGACGGUGCAGCGGAUCAUUUACAUCGCCACAGUGGAGGCAUUUCAUGUAGCUAAAAUGGCGUUCAGGCAUUUCAAGAUCCGGGUGAGGAAGAUGUUGACACCAUCGCACGUGGGGUCGAAUGACUUUGAGAACACAGUCAUGGACUACAUUGUUUGUCAUCUUGAUCUAUAUGACUCUCAAAGCAGUGUUAAUGAUGUGAUCCGUGCCAUGAAUGUCAACCCCAAGAUCUCAUUCCCUCCUGAAGUUGACUUCUGUGUCCUCAGUGAGUUCAUCCAGGAGAUAUGCUGCAUUGCCUUUGCAAUGCAGUCCUUAGAUCCACCUCUUGACAUCGCUUUUGGAGCCGAUGGAGAAGUCUUUAAUGAUUGCAAGUACCGCCGCAGCUAUGACUCAGAUUUCACUGCUCCCCUGGUCUUUUACCACGUGUGGCCUGCUCUCAUGGAGAAUGACUGUGUCAUUAUGAAGGGAGAAGCUGUCACCAAGAGAGGGGCUUUUUGGAGUUCUGUGCGACCUGUAGCACGCUGCCGCAGCAGGAGUUUAAGUCCCAUCUGUCCUCGUAACCGCAUUGGAUUAAGCACGAUAUCUCGAAGUCGGAGUCCUUCUCCAAUAAGAUGUACAUUGCCAAGAUACUAAAGCCACCAGCCUUGUUCGUUUGCCACAGUCCAUUGGAACAGCCAGCUCCUCAGUGCCUCUACCCACCUGCCUUGUCUGCCUCCGAUCUCACUUAACAUGAAAUGAAAAGGCAAUGCUGUGUGUCACUCCGCACAGAGAGUUUAA